Messenger RNA from Trachymyrmex septentrionalis, 1971 nucleotides. RefSeq names its product syntaxin-1A. Gene Ontology annotation, biological process: intracellular protein transport; exocytosis; synaptic vesicle fusion to presynaptic active zone membrane. Gene Ontology annotation, molecular function: SNARE binding; SNAP receptor activity. The transcript has 9 exons. The record is from RefSeq and is a predicted model, not a curated record. Bases 353 to 1231 code for a protein of 292 amino acids. Lineage: Eukaryota; Metazoa; Arthropoda; Insecta; Hymenoptera; Formicidae. Gene Ontology annotation, cellular component: SNARE complex; plasma membrane; presynaptic active zone membrane.
UCAUAAAUUCUCGCAUGCCCGCCCCUGUUUCUCUCGUUGUUCGCUUCUCAAGAUGAUGGCGUUUGACGGCGUUCACGGGGCGCCGCGCCGCGGCAUCCGUACUUGUGAGACGAAGUUGACGUCAUCAGCGCGUGCGCGCCGCGUUGGGACGGCACUGCAGAAGCAGGCGAGUUCGCGAAUGUAUCGAUUUUGCGAUCGUGCCUCUCUCACGGUGCCAGUGCGUCCGUCGUUUCCUUUAGUUUUUUAGUGGACGUACACGUUGUACAUGGAUAAAACCGUGAAUGGGAUUACCCGCUAGACACGUCGCUCCGUACACCGCCCGCUGACUCGCAAUUCCUCGUCAUCCUUCACCAUGACCAAGGAUAGAUUAGCAGCCCUCGUCGCGGCCCAGUCGGACGAUGACGAUGUGGCGGACGAUGUGUCCGUCAACGUCGGGGCGCCGGAUGACUUCAUGACGGAAUUUUUCGCGGAGGUGGAGGAGAUCCGCGAAAUGAUAGACAGGAUCCAGACAAACGUGGAAGAUGUGAAGAAAAAGCACAGCGCCAUUCUCUCCGCGCCGCAGACCGAUGAGAAGGUGAAACUAGAACUGGAAGACCUGAUGUCCGACAUUAAGAAAACCGCUAACAAAGUGAGGGCUAAAUUAAAGGUGAUAGAGCAAAACAUCGAGCAAGAGGAGCACACCAAUAAAUCGUCAGCAGAUCUAAGGAUACGCAAAACUCAGCACUCGACGUUGUCUAGGAAGUUCGUCGAGGUGAUGACGGAAUAUAAUCGAACACAAACCGAUUAUAGAGAGCGGUGUAAGGGAAGAAUACAACGACAGCUCGAGAUCACGGGGAGAACAACCACCAACGAGGAACUUGAGGAGAUGCUGGAACAAGGAAAUCCAGCCGUUUUCACGCAAGGGAUCAUUAUGGAAACGCAACAAGCAAAACAAACCCUUGCGGACAUCGAGGCGCGUCACGCUGACAUCAUUAAACUCGAAAACUCCAUCAGGGAGUUGCACGACAUGUUUAUGGACAUGGCUAUGUUAGUAGAAAGUCAGGGUGAAAUGAUGGACAGCAUUGAGUACUGCGUGAAUCAGACCGGCGACCACGUCGGCCAGGCCCGGGGCGAGCUGAUUAAAGCCGAAGAAUACCGAUCCAAGGCUCGUAAGAAAUUGUUCCUGAUAUCGAUCUGCGUUACGAUAGCAGUCAUCAUUCUGAUUAUCAUUUUGGCAGUUAGUUUAAGUUAGCUUAAGCAUGCGUACGCGACGUUGACGAUAGAAAAAAAGAAAUAAACACAUUCGCAGAGUAAGUUUAACGGAAUGAAGGGGAAAAAAUAGAACAAAUCGGGACGGGACAAGUAUUUUGAAUUGCCGAAAUAUUCAUCAUUCUUAUCUCGUCUCUCCAACGGCAAACCAGAAUCGAAUAACGAAGAUUGACGCGGAUCACGUCCAUCUUAAAUCUUCGGGAAAUUCGGACAGCGCGAUACGCAUCACCGAUCUCGAGGUACUGUCUACGCAAGAUCGUUAAGUUUAUUUAUUAUUAAAUUUUAAUAAAUUUUAUGUGUUUAUACGCGCGUUUAGCCGUAAAGAAUUUACGUUGUAUUUUCAUGAUUACUCUAAUCGCGGGUUAACCAAUUGUGUAUCGAAUGUAAUGGUGAUCAGAAUUCAUCGUGCGGAUGUAAUUUCCCGGAAAAACGCCUCGAUGGACAUCGCAAAUGUCAUAACGCCAGAGUAGAAGUUAAGAACGGUGAUAAAACGUGGGCUAUAAGUCUGGGUUACACGAAGAACAAACUAUCACUUAGCGAAGAUUGCAAUUAAGUUCCUCCUAUUGCGCCUCAAUACGUUGGAAAACGCGUAAAACCGCGAUAUUAAUUUUUAUUACAUUCUUUCGAAGAAACUAUGUAUAUCUUACCGAUUGCGAGAAGAAAUCAAUACAAGAAUUUGUAUAAACUUGCAGAGCGACGGUUCUUGAAAUUAAAAAAGAAUAC